AGCAAUGUAAGGGCAUCAGUCGGUUUGACAGCUCUGUACCACGCUGCUCACAAUUUUGCAAGGGCCCUUAUCCCCCCCCCCCGAAGCCGCACACAUUGCGCGCACACUCAGCACCUGUCCUCUCUGUGGUUAGGAUUCAGUGGGAGGGGUCAUUAUUUGGCAGGGAGCGGCAGAGAGGGAGGCAUUUCCUAGAUACCGACAGCGGCGUGUGGACUCAUUCAGAUUCACCACAUCGAUAUAGCGGGGCAGGCUUUGACUGUUUGAGAAAACGGGAAAGACAGAGGAAGCCAGUGUCGUUGGAAAUAAUCCGUGGAACAAUACAUCCCAGGCCGUUUGCUUUGCUGGAAUACAAGAGCUGUCAUCGGACAAGGAAUCAUGACAACUGCAACCUCGCCAAUCCUCCUGAAAUGGGACCCCAAGAGUUUGGAGAUUCGAACCCUGACCGUGGAGAGACUUCUGGAGCCCCUGGUCACGCAGGUGACCACUCUGGUGAACACCAGUAACAAAGGGCCGUCCAGUAAAAAGAAGGGCCGCUCCAAGAAGGCCCAUGUGCUGGCUGUGUCUGUGGAGCAGGCCACACAGAACUUCCUGGAGAAGGGAGAGCAGAUAGCCAAGGACAGCCAGGACCUCAAGGAGGAGCUGAUCGCUGCCGUGGACGACGUCCGCAAGCAAGGUGAGACCAUGCGGGUGGCAUCCUCGGAGUUCGCGGACGACCCCUGCUCCUCGGUGAAGCGGGGCACCAUGGUGAGGGCGGCCCGCGCCCUGCUGUCCGCCGUCACCCGUCUGCUCAUCCUCGCCGACAUGGCCGACGUCAUGAGGCUGCUGGCCCACCUCAAAAUCGUGGAGGAGGCCCUGGAAGCUGUGAAGAACGCCACCAACGAGCAGGACCUGGCUAACCGCUUUAAGGAGUUCGGGAAGGAGAUGGUGAAGCUCAACUACGUGGCAGCCCGGCGACAGCAGGAGCUGAAGGACCCCCAGUGCCGGGACGAGAUGGCAGCGGCGCGGGGCGCAUUGAAGAAGAACGCCACCAUGCUGUACACGGCGUCGCAGGCCUUCCUGCGCCACCCGGACGUGGCCGCCACCCGCGCCAACCGCGACUACGUCUUCAAGCAGGUGCAGGAGGCCAUCGGGGGCAUCUCCAGCGCCGCCCAGGCCUCCUCGCCCACCGACGAGAAGCACGGACACGCCGGCAUCGGCGAGCUGGCCGCCGCCCUCAACGAGUUCGACAACAAGAUCAUCCUGGACCCGCUGACCUUCAGCGAGGCCCGGUUCCGGCCGUCCCUGGAGGAGCGCCUGGAGAGCAUCAUCAGCGGGGCGGCGCUGAUGGCCGACUCGUCCUGCACGCGUGAUGACCGGCGCGAGCGCAUCGUGGCCGAGUGCAACGCUGUGAGACAGGCUCUGCAGGACCUGCUGAGCGAGUACAUGAACAACACGGGCAGGAAAGAGAAGGGGGAUCCUCUAAACUCCGCCAUCGACAAGAUGACCAAGAAGACGAGGGACCUCCGCAGACAGUUGCGGAAAGCGGUGAUGGACCACAUCUCGGACUCCUUCCUGGAGACCAACGUGCCCCUGCUGGUCCUCAUCGAGGCAGCCAAGAGCGGCAACGAGAAAGAGGUGAAGGAGUACGCCCAGGUCUUCCGCGAACACGCCAACAAGCUGGUGGAGGUGGCGAAUCUGGCCUGCUCCAUCUCCAACAACGAGGAGGGCGUGAAGUUGGUUCGGAUGGCGGCCACACAGAUCGACAGCCUCUGCCCACAGGUCAUCAACGCCGCCCUGACCCUGGCGGCCCGGCCUCAGAGCAAGGUGGCCCAGGACAACAUGGACGUGUUCAAGGACCAAUGGGAGAAGCAGGUCCGCAUCCUCACCGAGGCCGUGGACGACAUCACCUCCGUGGAUGACUUCCUGUCCGUGUCAGAGAACCACAUCCUGGAGGAUGUGAAUAAGUGCGUGAUCGCGCUGCAGGAGGGGGAUGUGGACACGCUGGACCGGACCGCGGGGGCCAUCCGCGGGCGGGCCGCCCGGGUGGUGCACAUCAUCAACGCCGAGAUGGAAAACUACGAGCCCGGCGUGUACACGGAGCGAGUGCUGGAGUCCAUCAAGCUGCUGUCCGAGACCGUCAUGCCCCGUUUUGCCGAACAAGUGGAAGUUGCAAUAGAGGCGCUGAGCACGAACCCCCCGCAGCCGUUUGAGGAGAAUGAAUUCAUCGACGCUUCCCGUCUGGUGUAUGAUGGAGUUCGUGACAUCAGGAAAGCGGUGCUGAUGAUAAGGACGCCCGAGGAGCUGGAGGACGACUCCGACUUCGAGCAGGAGGAUUACGACACUCGCAGCCGCACCAGCGUGCAGACCGAGGACGACCAGCUCAUCGCCGGACAGAGCGCUAGAGCCAUCAUGGCCCAGCUGCCCCAGGAGGAGAAGGCUAAGAUCGCCGAGCAGGUGGAGAGCUUCCGGCAGGAGAAGUGCAAGCUGGAUGCCGAGGUGGCCAAGUGGGACGACAACGGCAACGACAUCAUCGUGCUGGCCAAGCAGAUGUGCAUGAUCAUGAUGGAGAUGACCGACUUCACCAGGGGCAAAGGGCCGCUGAAGAACUCGUCGGACGUGAUCAACGCGGCCAAGAAGAUCGCCGAGGCAGGCUCCCGCAUGGACAAGCUGGCCCGUGCCGUGGCCGACCAGUGCCCGGACUCUGCCUGUAAGCAAGACCUGCUGGCGUACCUGCAGAGAAUCGCCCUGUACUGCCACCAGCUCAACAUCUGCAGCAAGGUGAAAGCUGAGGUGCAGAACCUCGGGGGAGAGCUCAUCGUUUCUGGGCUGGACAGUGCCACGUCCCUCAUCCAGGCUGCUAAGAACCUGAUGAAUGCGGUGGUGCUCACAGUCAAGGCCUCCUAUGUGGCCUCCACCAAGUACCAGAAGGUGUACGGCACGGCGGCCGUCAACUCCCCCGUGGUCUCCUGGCGCAUGAAGGCGCCCGAGAAGAAGCCCCUGGUCAAGAGGGAGAAGCCGGAGGAGUGCCAGACCCGGGUUCGAAGGGGCUCCCAGAAAAAGCACAUCUCGCCCGUCCAGGCCCUGAGCGAGUUCAAGGCCAUGGAUUCCUUUUAAUUAACGUUAGAAGAUGAUGACGACAUACACACACUCUCUCACACACACACACACACACACACACACACACACACACACACACACACACACAAAAAGAGAGCUUAGCUUAGAACCUUUCAGUUUUUGUGUUCAUUUUUUUUUCCUUUUUUUGGUCCUUUUGUUGAUCUAGGUUCAGCUUACGGACACACUCCUGCCAGCCUCGUGUCCGCAUUUAAAAUUAGAAGGAUUAGCUACCCAUCCGUGUGUGGUACAGUUAGCAUGAGGCAGACCGUGCCAACCUCUCUGGGGCAGACUGUCUCAACCAGCUGGUGGGGCCCCAGCGUUAUUUAUUUUAGCUUAAACCUGUGAAAGCCAAGCUCUGACUCUCGCUGUGAAGAAGUGAAACACAAGGUAAAAAAAAAAAUAAAAUAAGUUGUUGAUGUCGGUAGAGAAAAUUCUACACAAGGUC
Messenger RNA from Megalops cyprinoides (Indo-Pacific tarpon), 3541 nucleotides. It is a transcript of the gene ctnna2, whose product is annotated as catenin (cadherin-associated protein), alpha 2. The record is from RefSeq and is a predicted model, not a curated record. Gene Ontology annotation, cellular component: actin cytoskeleton; catenin complex; adherens junction. Gene Ontology annotation, molecular function: structural molecule activity; actin filament binding; beta-catenin binding. Lineage: Eukaryota; Metazoa; Chordata; Actinopteri; Elopiformes; Megalopidae. The transcript has 18 exons. Gene Ontology annotation, biological process: cell-cell adhesion; cell migration. Bases 376 to 3093 code for a protein of 905 amino acids.